Molecule: messenger RNA, 2376 nt
Organism: Prorocentrum cordatum
Lineage: Eukaryota; Dinophyceae; Prorocentrales; Prorocentraceae
Source: the annotation of a GenBank genome assembly
AUGGCGGAGACCACCCGCUUCUUGCUGCGGCACGGCGGCAUCCCGUAUGCGGACGGCCUGGGGUUGCUCGUCCUGCCGCCGCCCCCCCACGCGUCGCGUCCGGGCCCCGCGGCCUGGGGCGGGCUAGCGGUCCAGGACGAGGUGGUCUGGGGACGCGUGUUCGCCGAGAGGCGAGCGCGGGGCGAGUACCCGUUCGACAAGGUGCCCGUGAUCUUCGCGGACGGCCUGCCGAUCGCGCAGAGCGGCUCUAUGGCGCGGAUGGCGGCGAAGCUGGCUGGCUGCUACCCGGACGACCCAGUGGUGUGCGCUCUGAACGAUGCGGUGUUCGAGAUGGCCCAGGAACUCUGCACAAUCAACCCGAUGAUCAACUGCUACACGGGGCGGCAAUUCGAACAGAUCAGAGGCUGGUACUUCAGCGAGCUGCCGAGGCACCUGGCCAACAUCGAGGCCGCGGAUGCCGAGCUACCAGAGUCGGCGUCGGAAAUUACGGGCUAUAUCAAGAUCCGCACGAAGUCGCAGCGGAGGGAUGUGCAGGCAUCAUGUCUGCCGGCCUCGCAGUUCGGCGAGGCGUUCAACGAGUUGCGCGUCGAGACCAGCAUGUCGCUAGAGGCCACAGAGAAGUUGGCGGCGGACUUGGGGGGCGAGUUCGGGGGGCGCCUCGCCGCAGUGGGGCCAAGCAUGGAGCGCAGCCAAACGCCCGCGCAGCUGCAGAUGGACGGCGACGCCUCUGAGCACGCCAUCGAGGAGCAGUCUUUUGGUGGAGUUCGGUGGCAGUUUUUGUCGCCAGCUCACAUGCCCGCUGCACUUACUGCGCCGCCCAUCGUGGCAAGCCAUAGUUUGGCGUUGCAGGUGCGCAGAAAAGGCGCCGCGCGCUUGAUUUUUGCGAAGAAUCCCGGGGCCGAGGCGACCAGGGACGCCGCGACCAGGUCUCGGCGCCGGUCUGCCGCCCCCGAGAUGUGCCCGCCAGCCCACGCCAUGUGCCCGCCAGCCCAGGCAGAGCCCACGUGGCGCGUAGAGGGGGAGGCCGGCGCGUGGCGCGCGGUCGUUGACGCACAGGAGAGGCCCGAGGUGGAGCUCAGCGAGCACAGCGUUCGCCUGGGGGCCACGGGCACCGCCAUGUCCGCCACGCUCCCGCUGCCGGCGGAGGCGUGCCCCGUUGAUGUCGAGGGCGCCAGGUGCACCUACUCGCGCAAGAGGCGGCAGCUCGUGGUCGAGUGGCGGGCGCUCGCGCCCACUGCUGGCCAGAAGACCGGCGGCGGGCGCGCAGAGGUGGCCGCGGCGGAGGCGCCAGCAGCCGUUGCCCAGGUCACCGACGUCGCCUCCAAGGAGCCGCCCGCGCGGGAGGUGCCAGGUUCAGACGAGGCAGGCGCCGUCACGGUCCAGGAGCCGCCCGCGCCGUGUGGGCCAGACAGCCUCGCGGCGGAAAGCGUGGAGGCCACAGGGGCUAACGCGGAGGAGCCACAGGUACCCGAGGGCGUUGCGGCGGAGGCCGCCAGGGCCGCCACGCAGGAGUCGCCCUCGCCGCCGAAGGGUCAACAUUGCAAGGCGGCGGGCGCCGUUGCCGAGGGGGCCAGCGACGACGCGGAGUUAAGCGUGAGCGCCGAGGAGUGCAAGUCGCUCGGUAACGCGGCUGUGGCCGCUGGCGACCAUGGCGCGGCCGUGGAGCAUUACUCCCGAGGCUUGCUGGCGCAGCCAGAUCACGCGAUCCUGCUGUCCAACCGCGCCCUCUGUUUGCACAAACUCGGCCAGCUGCAGGAGGCCCUCGCAGAUGCCACCAGGUGCGCUGCGCUCAGGCCCGACUUCUGGAAGGGCCACUUGCGCGCCGCGCUGGUGCUGCGAGACCUGAAGCGCCCCGUGGAGGCGCUGGAGCUGCUGAGGAGGGCGGGCAAGCACGAGGAGAUCGAAAAGCUGUCGGCGGAGCUGCGGCCCGAGGCUGAGGCCGCCGAGGCCGAGCGCAUCGCUGGCCUCGGCGGCGCGGAGCGCUGCAAGGAGGAAGGCAAUGCCCUGUUCAAGAGGGGCCUCUUCGAGCAGGCGCUGACCAAGUACGGUGAGGCGCUCGCGCUCUGCGAGGGCGGCGACGCAGGCGAGCUGGCGGUUUCGAUCAGGAACAACAGGGCGGCGUGCUACCAUCAGCUCUCGGACUUCGGCUCCGUGGUGGCCGAGACCACGGCGGUGCUCGAGCAGCAACCAGACAACCUGAAGGCCCUGGCGAGGCGCAUGCUCGCGUUGGAGCCACUGGAGAAGCACGAGCGGGCCCUGGAGGACGCCCGUCGCGUGCUCCGCCACUGCCCAGGCCAUGAUGCCGCGAACAGGGUGCAGCACCGCCUCGGGAAGCUGGUCCGCGACCUCCAGCGGGAGCAGGGCAAGGGCGCGUGA